ACCUCCUCGUGUUUCCAGCCAGCAGCCACCUAAACCCCUUUGAUGUUUAUGUUAUGUGAAGAUUUCGCGAUAGACAGUGGACACUUUAAAAAAUCUUGCCACGUUUUUGCUGUUAUCAAAAGCUGCAGGGCGGAAUCUCUGGGCACUCCCAACGUGUAGUGGUCCAAGAGGUUGAAUUACAACAAAAACGAAUCCGCUGAAAACUCCGCCCAUGAUUUCAUUCCCUGUCGUGGACUGGCGGAAUUUAAGAUCACUCAAUAGUAAACUGGUUACCAUGGACUUUAGCUUGUCAGUAUCCAUGAGGACAUGAUUUUUUGUUGGAAUAGUAAGCACUAGGAAGCUACCUCUGUCAAGGUGGUAUCAGAAAUUCAUUUAGGGAACAAGAAGGGAGCUUACAGGCUAAUUAUUUGAACAUUUCUAACCCUUUGAACAGUCAGCAUCCGUGCACUUACGAUGGCUCCAAGGAAGAAUUUCAGAAACCAAGCCAAAAAAGAGGUGAAGCCCGCAGCAGUGGUGAAUAAGAAUGGCGUGAAAAUGGAGACUGCUGCUAGUGGGGGUGGUGGUGGUGCUGGUGGUUUUAGCGGCACAAAGAUCUUCACCUGGUUCAUGGUGCUGGCUCUGCUGGGGGUGUGGAGCUCCGUGGCCGUGGUGUGGUUUGACCUGGUGGACUACGACAACGUCAUCGCAGAGAGAGCAAAGGAAUUCCGUUAUAACUUUUCAGAGGUUUUACAAGGUAAACUUUCAGCGUAUGACGCAGAUGGCGAUGGCGACUUCGAUGUGGAGGACGCCAAAGUACUACUCGGUCUGAAGGAGAGGCCGGUUUCUGUGGUGCUGAGGGAAACCAAGGAGGAAUCUGCUGUGAAAGAACCAGAUGCUGUCCCCACUCCUGAUGAUGAUGUUGAUGGAGCUCAAAACACGGAUGUGGAGUCUGAAAUCCAAGCUGCUGUCCCUCUCCCCCCGAUAUCAGAUGAUUUUAUCCCAGAUGAUAGUAGAGAUGAAGCAACACAUCCUUAUGAGGGUGAAAACGAUGCCAUUGACACAAAAGGAGAAUUGGUUGAGAAGGCACAGCCACAGCAGACAGAAGAAGAGUCAGAGCAGUACAAUGACCAGUCAGGUUCCCAGGAGGCACAGGAAGCAGAGGCUGAAUCAGUCCCAGAACCGGAGGCUGACGUGGAACCAGAGGUGGAAUCUGUUCCGGAACUGGAAGCUGAAUCAGUCCCAGAACUGAAAGAAAAUGCUGAGGUCCAACCCAAGGAUAAGCUUAAAGAAAAAGCUAAAAAGAAGAAGCCCAAACUCCUGAAUAAAUUUGAGAAAACAAUCAAGACGGAGAUUGACGCUGCUGAGAAGUUACGUAAAAAGGGGAAAGUGGAGGAGGCUGUCCGGGCUUUUGAAACUCUAGUUCUGCAGUACCCCCAGAGUCCCAGGUGUCGCUAUGGGAAAGCUCUGGCUGAGGAUGAUCUGGCAGAGAAGAUGCUCAGCAACGACAUGCUGCAGAAGGCCAUCGGCACAUACAAGGAGGCGUCAGAGCUGCCCAACGCCACGCCUGACCUCAUCAAGGCCACAUUGAAGAAACGGGCUGAGCGUCAGCAGUUCCUAGGUCGUAUGAGGGGUGCCUUGGCCACGUUGGAGAAACUGGUACAGAUCUUCCCUGAGGACGUGGCCCUGAAGAACGAUCUGGGCGUGGCCCAUCUGCUCAUCGGAGACAACAAGAGCGCCAAGAGGGUCUACGAGGAGGUGUUGGCCAUUGCACCAAGUGACGGCUUUGCUAAAGUCCAUUACGGCUUCAUCCUCAAAUCAGAAAACAAGAUAGCAGAGAGCAUCCCAUUCCUCAGGGAUGGUUUGGAAUCAGGAGACCCUGGCACAGACGACGGCAGGUUUUACUUCCACCUCGGAGACGCUUUACAGAGAAUGGGAGAUGACAGUGCCUACAAAUGGUAUGAGAUAGGGCACCAAAGAGGUCACUUUGCCUCCGUAUGGCAGCGAUCUCUCUACAAUGUGGACGGUCUCAAAGCCCAGCCGUGGUGGACGCCCAAGGACACUGGCUAUAUGGAUCUAGUCAAGACCCUGGAGAGGAACUGGAGGACCAUCAGGGACGAGGCCCUGUCAGUGAUGGAUAAAACCACCGGCCUCUUUGUUCCAGAGGAGGAGAACCUCAGAGAAAAAGGGGAGUGGGGUCAGUUUACCCUCUGGCAGCAAGGCAAGAAGGCAGGGGAGUCGUGCCGCAGUGUUCCAAAGACCUGUGGCCUGUUGGAGCGCUACCCGGAGGCUACGGGCUGCAAGAGAGGACAGAUCAAGUUCUCGGUGAUGCAGUCUGGUACUCAUGUCUGGCCUCACACGGGGCCCACCAACUGUCGCCUGCGCAUGCACCUGGGCCUGGUCGUCCCCAAGACGGGCUGCAAGAUCAGGUGCACUAACGACACCAGGGCUUGGGAGGAGGGGAAAGUGCUAAUCUUUGAUGAUUCCUUUGAGCAUGAGGUGUGGCAGGACGCCGACAGCUACCGGCUCAUCUUCAUCGUGGAUGUGUGGCACCCCGAGCUCACCCAGUACCAACGGCAGACUCUCUCCCCCAUUUAGACUGUCCGACAGACUGUCAGACAGGCAGACAGAUGUGCAGACAGACUGUCGCCUACUCGAGUGCUGGGGUUAACACGCUUAACCCAUGAGAACAGAAGGGUCCAAGGUAUCUGUCAACCCAUUCCCUCACAAGUAUUGACCCCACAGCCAGCCAUUUUAGGUCAAACGUGACAAAUGUGACACUUGCCUUUGCUCAGUCCAGGGCGCCAUUUUGGCUCCAUCUUGAAGAGUUACUAAAGGCCCUCUCAGAUUGGAAAAAGCCUUACAACGACCCUUGGGAACACUGACUGCUAACUGUGGUACUCACCAAGUAGGUUUUUAGGCAUAAAUAUGAAUUUAUAAGAACGGUAAGGUGUGGGUUGAAUAUCAUGUAGGUUGUGUUGUAAAUUUUUCACAAGUGCAUUCUUGUUUUUUCAUUAGGGAACCAAAGUGCUAUAUGUCUGAAACAUACAGUACCUACAUGAACUUCACAAAGCUGUACUAUUGCAGUUUGCGAGUUUACUGUUGGACACUUACUGAUACUUUAAAGGGAUAAUUCAUUUCUUACCUCAAGAAAAUGUAGUUGAUUACUUUUGAGGUAAGUAAAUGAUAUGGGUUAAAACACAGAAAACUAUCCUUUUAAGAUGUUGCUAAGCUAGCUAAACCUCUACUAGCUGAAAGUGGGAACCUAAAUCUGUUGUUUCUCUAACACGUAAUUUGUGAAUAUACUUCCUGUAACUUCCAUGGCUUUAUACAGUAACCUGCCUCUUACUGUAUUUUGGGAGAAAAACUAUUGUAAAAUACAGACACAGUACUUAUUAGGCCAUUCCAUUUCACUUGUAGGAUUUUCGCAUGUCACUUUAGAUCAAUGAAUGGGACUUCACAAUGCCAAGAAUAUGUUUUUAUUGCAGAAUUAAUAUUGCCAAGAAAACCUUGACUGACACAUCUUAUUUUUGUACGCUAACAAUAUACGCUAUUUUCAACUGCACCUUGACCUGGGAGCGCACACAAACCAUUCUACUCAACAGGCUUGUCUUUGUCAUUUAAAAUCCUGCCAAAUGUGUGAAUUUACAUUAUUAAAUGUGUCAUAUGAACACGUGACUGAAGGCAUGUAUUUUGUAGAUGCAUAACAUUUUAAUGUUUUAUAAAAUUACAAUUUCCCUGUGUAAAACUUCGGCAGGAGCAUGUUAAAUGUACACCAGUCUUGUCACACUGCAUUCUUACCUGGGUCAAAUACAUGUCAAAUACUUCAUCUGCUCUUAAUUUAGUUUGCCUUGUACAAUGGAACCAAUGGAAUAGUCCCUAAAAGGAGAACCCCAAGCUAAAUCAAGCAUAGACUAUACUUGAGUAUUUGAAAGUAUUGGACCCAGAUCUGCUCCAUUCCAUGUAUAGCAGAGCUGAUUAGAGGGUCUUUGCCUAACCAAUGUUGUUGAUAUUCAAAAGAAAAGUGCCAAAGCAUAUUCUUCUAGAUAUGUUAUUUAAUCACUCUCUAUGGGCAAUGGUAGUCAGCUUCAUUGGAGCAAUGAAAUGCACCUGUGAGACAAUAAAACAUUAUAUAUCUGACAAAUUCUUGGCAAUCCCAGGGACUCGUCACAAUACGAGAUUCAGAUGUCCAAAACCGUUCAUAAUGAACUUCCAAGUGGGAACUACGAGUGGGAAACUUGGGUAACAUCAUUUUACCCUCAACUUCCCUACUUCAGAGGAGCAUGUCAAUACAUCAUAAUGCCAUGUCGAACCCUUAGGCUCAUUGAAUUGCCUUUCAACAUUGUGGUUGUGUCUCAUGGACAUUGGUACUGUAAGUCGCUCUGGAUAAGAGCGUCUGCUAAAUGACUAAAAUGUAAAUGUAAAUGUGUCUUGGGGUAUUUGUGGUUAUCAGUUUGGGUUGUGACGAUGACACUCAAGUUAUCUCCUCCAUGCUUCAAAUGAUUUCCUUAGUUACAAGGGUAACAAAUCAAGCACCUUCACAAAGCCACAUCGUUUGAGUUUUCACCUUUUAUGGUACUCUUAUGAAUUGCUAUCACUCAUCUUAGAUAUGAAGUUAAUACUUUUAUGGUGUUGAUAUCACUGAGCUGUUCCAACUGUUGUAACUGGCCUUCCAAGUAAGUAAUGUUUCUUUCAAUUAUAUUUUGUGUGUUGUAAUUAGUUGCACUGAAUGAUUGUAAAGCUAUUUUUCAGUAAAUUAAACAUUUGGUCAAAAUGGUG
This is a messenger RNA of Coregonus clupeaformis (lake whitefish), 4755 nucleotides long. RefSeq names its product aspartyl/asparaginyl beta-hydroxylase-like. The transcript has 25 exons. Gene Ontology annotation, molecular function: protein binding; peptidyl-aspartic acid 3-dioxygenase activity. The record is from RefSeq and is a predicted model, not a curated record. Bases 454 to 2574 code for a protein of 706 amino acids. Gene Ontology annotation, cellular component: endoplasmic reticulum; membrane. NCBI's taxonomy places the organism in Eukaryota, Metazoa, Chordata, Actinopteri, Salmoniformes, Salmonidae. Gene Ontology annotation, biological process: peptidyl-aspartic acid hydroxylation.